CAGUUUCACCCUGAAAUAUACAAGCUCUUUUCUGAUCCGAAGCACUUCAAGUCUUACAAACCAAUCCCGCCCCCCCAGCCUCGGCACCCACCACCACGCCACCAGCAAGACCCUGAAACUGUAUUCCUACUGAUUGGUUUUUUCCUUGGUGAUUACUGUGCUAACGGGAAAGUGGGUGUUUGCUUUGAAGCGCGCACGCACAUUCACACGCACUUCCAGGAAACCAGAGAGAAGCUGCGAUUCUUUUGCGAAAGGAAACACCACACCCCUCCCGGCUCCUCUCCUCUCCCCCGCCAAGCAACUUCCACCUUUUUUUGCUCUUUGAGUCCUAAUCCGGGAGGUCUCCGGGAAAACAGAAUAAACCAAAAACAAGGGAGUGAAAUUCAUUGGCACAAAGGUGCCCUCGGGGACGUUCCCGCUGCGCGGUGCGUUUGCAGAGGUUCCCCCGGAUCCGCGGCUUUUGAGGCAUGGGAAAGAGAUGCGAUCGGGCUGGGAGCUCUUUCGGCAGCGGAUCCAUUGAAGAGGAACUCGUUUUUUAAUCCUGAUAUCUGUAUCUCCCCCGCUCGUGGAGAAUACAGGCAUCUCUGCUUCCAUUGACACCAAAGAUGCCCCUGCGGUAAUUGAUCGAGAUUCCUUUCAGCCAGCUGGAGGCGCAAUGGUCCCCCUGUGCUGGUGCUGCCCGACGGCACCUGCACCAGCCGCAGCAGCCAUGAGUGGCACGGCCGCACCAUCCUACCACUUCAAGAGUUUCUGCGGAGAGUUUGAACGGGUGGAAAGUGCCCUGGAACGCCUUGAGGCCAGCGGGUUCUACUGGGGUAGCCUGUCAGGGACUGAAGCUAAGCGCCUGUUGACCUCCCAGCCGCCUGGCGUCUUUCUGGUGCGAGAUUCCUCCGACCACCACCACCUGUUCACCCUCAGCGUCCGCACCACCACGGGCAUUACCAACCUGCGCAUCCAGCAGCAGGGCUCAGCUUUCCACCUCGAGGCUCUGCCAGGUGCAGGUCAUCCCCCAGCUUUUAGGUGCGUGGUUCAGUUAGUUGAGCAUUACCUGUGCCUGGGGAGAGUAGAAGGGGGCCCCUGCUAUAUGGAGAGGGAGGGGCAGCCUCCCGUGCCCUUGGCGCUCACACAUCCGCUCCGCUGCAAGGUGCCCACUUUGCAAGAGCUGUGCCGCCGGGCAGUGCGAGGCAGCGUGCGGGGCAGAGGGGACACCAGGGCUCAGCUGCAGGGCCUGCCAGUGCCUCAGGGACUAUUGAAUUCGUUGUGCAGUUAAGAGACAGGAGGACAGCCAUUCUUUCAACACCUGAAACAAGCACCAGGUGUUUUCUUUCAAACAUUCCUUGUACAGUACGUGAACGGGACUGGCUGCAAGUGAGCAGGGUUGCACAGGGGGUGCCCGUCAUUAUCUUCAUGGAAUAAACCGACUGGCAUGAAGCCAGC
Messenger RNA from Eublepharis macularius, 1437 nucleotides. RefSeq names its product suppressor of cytokine signaling 3-like. Lineage: Eukaryota; Metazoa; Chordata; Lepidosauria; Squamata; Eublepharidae. Gene Ontology annotation, cellular component: phosphatidylinositol 3-kinase complex. Gene Ontology annotation, molecular function: 1-phosphatidylinositol-3-kinase regulator activity. The transcript has 2 exons. Gene Ontology annotation, biological process: phosphatidylinositol phosphate biosynthetic process; intracellular signal transduction. The record is from RefSeq and is a predicted model, not a curated record. The coding region runs from base 656 to 1270 and encodes 204 amino acids.